This is a messenger RNA of Coprinopsis cinerea okayama7#130, 812 nucleotides long. Its product is annotated as vacuolar H+ ATPase E1. Gene Ontology annotation, biological process: proton transmembrane transport. Gene Ontology annotation, molecular function: proton-transporting ATPase activity, rotational mechanism. The record is from RefSeq and is a predicted model, not a curated record. Gene Ontology annotation, cellular component: proton-transporting two-sector ATPase complex, catalytic domain. Lineage: Eukaryota; Fungi; Basidiomycota; Agaricomycetes; Agaricales; Psathyrellaceae. The coding region runs from base 63 to 746 and encodes 227 amino acids. The transcript has 6 exons.
CGAACCAGCAGCCCUUCUAAUCGCAAUCUCUACCUGGUUUACCCACUACAGCACCGCACAAUAUGGCAACCCGUGCGCUCAACGAUGAUGAGGUGGUCACCGAGAUGAACAAGAUGGUCUUGUUCAUCAAACAAGAGGCUCAGGAGAAAGCUCGUGAGAUUCGAGUAAAGGCCGAUGAGGAGUUCGCUAUCGAGAAGGCCAGGCUCGUCAAGCAAGAACAACAAGCGAUUGACGCGCAAUACGAUAAGAAACGCAAACAAGCUGAAGUCGCUCAGAAGAUUGCGCAGUCCAAUCUCACCAACAAAGCCCGUCUAAGGCUCCUCCACCGCCGUGAAGAGCAUCUCCAAGACCUCUUCACAACGACCCGUAACGCAAUCUCCACCCUCUCCCAGAAUGCCUCCCGCUACACCCAGUUCCUGCAAGACGUCAUCCUCCAGGGUUUCCUCCAGAUCAUGGAACCAGAAAUUACAGUCCUCGCCCGUAAAGUCGACUUGGAAGCAGCGCAGGAAGCAGCGGGACAGGCCGCCAAGAAGUUCGAAGAGUUGAGUGGGAGGUCUAUCUCGUACGACGUCGAGGCUAGCUUGAGCGAUGAUUUGGCUGGUGGAGUUAAACUCAUCAGUGGUACGAGGAGGAUAACACUUGAUAACACUCUUGAUGAGCGCUUGAGAUUGCUAGAAGAUAGGAUGCUCCCUGAGAUUAGGAAGGAUCUAUAUGGUAUCAACGAGAACCGCAAGUUCUACACAUAAGCACUCACUGUCCAGACGUUACCGCAUCCCGAACACUUCCAAUACAUGACAUCACUUGCUUAACAA